Teleopsis dalmanni is the source of this 2962-nucleotide messenger RNA. RefSeq lists its product as uncharacterized. The record is from RefSeq and is a predicted model, not a curated record. The annotation marks the transcript as partial. Gene Ontology annotation, biological process: proteolysis. The transcript is spliced from 3 exons. NCBI's taxonomy places the organism in Eukaryota, Metazoa, Arthropoda, Insecta, Diptera, Diopsidae. Gene Ontology annotation, molecular function: aspartic-type endopeptidase activity.
AUGAAUGCGGAACAGUUUAAUUUGUUGUUGCAAGCUGUGCAAAAAUCAAAUGACGCUUUGCUUGAGGAGCUUCGGUUGUCGCGGACACAACAACAAAUUGAUGCGCCUUCUUCAACUACAGAAGCAGUUUCGUCAACAUUCAGGAAUCUAUCUGACUCAAUGCUGGAGUUUUGCUAUGAUCCUGAAAAUAAUGUUACAUUUGAAUCAUGGUACAAGCGUUAUAAAUCAGUUUUCGCUAUAGAAGCAGCACAUCUCACUGAGCUGCUUCUAUGGUUCGAUUGCUCACUAGAACCCCAUGAGCUUACACUCAUGCAAACGGUUGCCAAACUCUCGUCUAUUUUCGGAUAUCGCCAAUCAAAAUUUUCUCAGCGCCAAAAAUGUCUUACAAUUUCAAAACAGGAUUACGAAGACUUUGCUCUGUACGCAGCUCGCGUCAACAAACAUUGUGAAAAAUUUGACAUCGUUAAUUGCACUCCCGAUGAGUUUAAAGCACAAAUCUUUGUUAAUGGCUUGAAGAGUUCACACGAUUCGUUAAUACUUGAGAAACUCCUUGCAAGACUCGACAAUGAAUCAACACAGUUUGGUGCACUUCAGACACAGGCGCAAAAGGAUGCCUUCAUGCACUUAACACUUCAAGACCUCACUAAUGAAGCUGAACGUAUAAUCUGUCUGAAGCAAGACAAAUACACUGUUGUCCAGCCAUCUUCAAGUUCAGAAGUUUUUACAAUUCACCAUCGAUAUCAACGCAAAAAUGAAUCAUUACUAUCAAAUUCUUCAACUAAAGACGAAUCUUCGAAACCACCAACGCCAUCCAAUCAAGUUGCGGAAAAAAAAUCUCAGCCUGACACAUCAUGUGUAAAGAAAAUUGACGAAACUAACAGAACGCAGCAGCAUCGUAGGUAUGUCAGACCAAAUCUCAAUGGAUCUACAAUUAAACUCCAACUUGAUACCGGGUCGGACAUAACAAUUAUUUCCAAAUCGAACUGGACCAAACUUGGCCAGCCAAUCCUACAAACUACUAAUAAAAAAGCUGGCGAUGUUUCUGGAAAUGUAAUUCCUCUUCUUGGCAGCUUUGCUUGUGUUGUGAACCUAAAUGGAAGAGAGGAAUAUGAUGUGUGUUAUGUCACACCACUUAAGUUGAACGUGUUUGGAAUUGAUUGGAUAACGACAUUUGACUUAUGGUCAGUGCCUAUCAGUUCCUUUUGCAAAGCAAUCCAACUAACUAGUUGCGAUAAGUUAAACGAUGAAAUAAAGGCUAGAUUUCCGUCUCUCUUUUCUAAUGACCUUGGCUGCUGUACGAAGACCCAAGCGACUCUGAGGCUAAAAGAAGGAGCGCGACCCGUUUAUCGUAACGCUCGACCAGUUCCAUAUGCAGCAGCUCCCAUAGUUUCGGCAGAACUUGAACGUCUUCAACAUCUUGGAGUAAUUUCACCAAUUGAAUACUCACAGUCAGCGGCGCCAAUCGUAGUUGUAAGAAAGAAGAAUGGAAAAAUUCGUAUAUGUGCCGAUUAUUCUACAGGUCUAAAUGACGGUCUAGAGCCAAAUAAAUAUCCUCUUCCAACGCUUGACCAAAUAUUCUCCAAACUCGCUAAUAAGAAAGUCUUUAGCACAAUUGACCUAUCAGAUGCAUUUUUCCAGAUUCCAGUGGACCAAGAAUCUCAAAAACUGAUGGCUAUCAAUACUCACCUCGGCUUAUUUAAAGUACUUAGACUGCAGCAAGGUGUUAAAACAGCCCCUGGCAUUUUUCAACAGAUUGUUGACACAAUGCUUAGCGGAACCAAUACCAUUGGGUUUAUUGAUGAUAUGAUCUGUUCGGGAAUUAAUGAAGAAGACCACAAAAUUCAACUGUUUAAAACCUUAGAGCGUAUUCAGGAUUAUGGAUUCAAACUUCGCUUCGAGAAAUGUAAGUUUGGAGAAACAUCUGUCGAGUUCUGCGGACACACGGUAGAUCAAUAUGGUAUCAGACCACAUCCAGGGAAACUUCGAUCAAUCCAAGAUCUCCCACCACCAACGAAUUUGCAACAAACACGAGCAUUUUUAGGAGCUGUAAAUUAUUAUGGGAAAUUCAUUAAAAGUAUGAAAAGCCUUCGCGGUGCUUUAGAUGAACUUUUAAAAAAAGAUAAGAAGUUUGAGUGGAAACAACAUCAUAAUGAAGCAUUCAACAAGAUUAAAAAUGUUUUAGCUUCUGAUCUAUGUCUCACGCACUUCGAUCCAGCAAAGAAAAUAAUUUUAGCUACUGAUGCUUCAGAAUACGGUAUGGGUGCAGUUCUCAUGCAUCAAUUUAAUGACGGAACGCUUCACCCAAUUAUGCACUACUCAGCUACAUUCAAUGCAGCGGAGCGGAAGUAUCCUCAAAUGCACAAGGAAGCUCGAGCUCUCGUGUUUGGAUUAAAAAAAUGUCACUAUUACAUUUCUGGUCGUCGCUUUACCAUUCAUAUCGACCACAAGCCACUUCUUGCUAUAUUCAACCCGAAAAAUGGCAUCCCGUUGUUUACAGCAGCUCACCUGCAACGUUAUGCAACCACUAUUCUGUCAUACGACUUCUCUAUUGAAUACAUAAAUACUGACAGCUUUGGAUAUGCCGAUAUUAUUUCUCGACUAAUCGCAAACCAUGUAAAACCUGAUGAAGAUACCGUCAUAGCAUCUAUACAAUUAGAAGAAGACGAGGACCUGAAAAUCAAUUGUUUUGCGGUAGAAACAGCCACCAAACUUCCAAUCACUUUCACUAAUAUUCAAACAGCAACCAAAGCCUGCCAUACUCUCAAUAAGGUCACGUUCUACAUUCAAAAUGACUGCUGGCCUCAAAAGAGAAAACAAAUCACAGAUAAUGAAGUAGCGGCAUUUUUCCAGCAUCGACAUCAUCUUACGAUCCAACAACAGAGUAUUUUCUUUGGUGAGAGAAUUGUUAUUCCCAAAAUUUACCACCAGCAAGUCCUUGAAGAUCUCCAUAAUGGACAUCCAG